Molecule: messenger RNA, 1282 nt
Organism: Xiphophorus couchianus (Monterrey platyfish)
Lineage: Eukaryota; Metazoa; Chordata; Actinopteri; Cyprinodontiformes; Poeciliidae
Product: pistil-specific extensin-like protein
Exons: 5
Coding region: 48-1214 (388 amino acids)
Source: RefSeq, a predicted model, not a curated record
AUAGCAGGUGACAGUACUGCUGCACAAUAGUUAGGCAGCAGAAAACAAUGGGUGUGGGACGGAAGGACUAUCCCUCAGUCUGCUUGGUUGCAGCUGUUUUUCUAAUGUGUUGUAUGGUGCCGCUUGCGGACUGCCGUCGACUGAGGAAAGCUCAGAGGCCAGUGGCGAAGAGAGAGGAUGUCCAUUCUCCCACAGCUGUUGUCCAAGAAGGAAAAAUUGUGCUUGGGAAAGUUUUCGAGAGCUCGGAUAUCGACAGAAAGUCGUCAUUUAAUGAAUCGUUGGAUGACGAAUCUGAUUAUCAGGCAGACUUCGCAGGCUGGUCCCAGGAGAUGGAUGUGGAUGAAGCCUCCAAGGAGUUAUGGGAGCACUUGGGGGCAUAUCUGCAUUGUUUUGAUGACCACAUGAAGUUCAGGUCACUUGGAACAGAGGCUUCACAACUUUCAGUGGUGCAAGCAAAUGAACCCCCAAUACCUCUGUCCACGGUUCCUCCAAGAUGUGGCUACAGGAUAUAUGGAACUUCAAUAACAUUCAUUCUGAUUGUUCCAUUUAAAGGUUGCAACAUAAUUCAGCAGGGUGGAAAUCACAUACUCCCUCUACUCUGGCAAGGCCAUCCACUGUCCCUGCUGUGUCCCGAACAUACGGGCCCUGUGGUUCCUCCCGUGGGGCCUGUGGGCCCCGUGGUUCCGCCCAUGGGGCCUGUGGUUCCUCCCGUGGUUCCGCCCGUGGGCCCCGUGGUUCCUCCCGUGGGGCCUGUGGGGCCCGUGGUUCCUCCCAUGGGGCCUGUGGGGCCCGUGGUUCCUCCCGUGGGGCCCGUGGUUCCUCCCGUGGGGCCUGUGGUUCCUCCCGUGGGGCCCUUUGACUUCUAUUAUCUUCAAGCAGCAGAUGAUCUUUUUCAACGUUUCCCCUUCUACCCAUUCCCUUAUCCACCUCCAACAGCUCCUCCUCCCACUGAAGAGCCGAAAGUCCUUUAUCCCCAGAUUCCUUUUAAUCCAGAGCUCCUUUGGCCAUACUGGCCUCAGCUUCCAGAAUUUCCUCCCAUCUUUCCUUGUCCUCAAGGGAAAUGUCCAGUGCCUGGACAAACGGCUCCCUGCAUAAUACAAGAUCCUGCCACUACCCAGACUCCUCAUGAUACUCCUGCAAAGUGGUAUCCUAUCGUCUGCCUACCUCUUCUUCCAGAUGAGCAACAUUUUCAGGACAUGUUUUAUCAAGGUUAGCUUUGAAAAGUUGAAAUAAAUGUUUAAAAUAAAAGGGACUCAUGUCUUUGGUUGCAGAUUGUACAAUG